AAAACUCUCAAUUCCCCAAGUAUCGUGAAUUCGUGAUUCGUUUUUGCAUACUACAAGCAUGAGCUCAGAAAAAGAAAAAGGAAAACCCUACUCCGAGGAAGAUCUGCCCUGGCCAAGGCAUACUUGCUGGUUUCCCCCCCACAUCCAUCGAAACCCUUUAUCUGUCACCCUUUCCACAUAAAAUAGCCACCAAAAGCCCAUCAAUUCGUCGCAACCUGACGAUCAAUCGCCGCCGGAUUCAUAUCGUCACUGCCGGAAAAAUUCCACCCUAAGCGAAGCCGUUCCAGGGCCCUUGUCGUGAUUCCACGUGGAGUGUCGUACCCGUAUUUGGCGUGACCGUGCUUUGCAGCCUCCAGUUUUUGGAGGAGUGCCCAUUUUUCAUCUGAUUGUUCCAAUUCCAAUGAAUGGUUCACCAUCUGAGAUGGUUAUGACCUGCCAGAGUACUGGGGAUAUUGGUAUUCCUUCACAGCCCUGUGAAGUUGGUGCUACUUCACACGAUGACAAAAGCUGCCCUGCAUAUGCUUUGCCUGCACAGGUCAAUGGAUGGAUGUAUGUUAAUCAAGAAGGUCAGAUGUGUGGACCAUACAUACAGGAACAGUUGUAUGAAGGGUUGUCCACUGGUUUCUUGCCAGACGAGCUUCCUGUAUAUCCCAUAUUUAACGGGACACUUGCUAAUCCAGUCCCCCUGAAGUACUUCAAUCAGUUCCCAGAUCAUGUUGCCACAGGCUUUGCAUAUUUAAACCCAGUAGCCUCUGGUUUGAGUGGUCGUGGCUUUCAAUCGAAGGCAGAUUAUUCUGAAAUACCCAUUCCAAACCAGCAUAUUCUCACAUCUGGUUCUGUCACGACACCACAUUUGCAUCUGUCUUUGGAACAGGGAGGUGGAGAAUCUUGUUGGCUCUUUGAUGAUGAUGAGGGGACGAAACAUGGACCACACUCUCUUGUAGAUCUGUACACAUGGUUUCGCUAUGGAUACAUUAGGGAUUCAAUAAUGGUGUAUCAUUCUGAUAAUAAAUUUAAACCUUCUACAUUACAAUCUUUAUUAAGUACCUGGGUGGAAGCAGUACCUAGAGAUGCCUCAUUGUCAAGUGUCAUUAUGCAUAAGGAUGACAUGUCUUUUCAAGGUUUUGUGACUGAGGUGUCUGAAGAACUAUGUUUACAGCUACACUCAGGAAUCAUGAAAGCAGCUCGUAGAACUGUGCUAGAGAAGAUCAUUAGUCAAAUAAUUUCAGUGUGUGUUGCAACGAAUGAAGCUGAUAAGCAUCUUAGGCAAGAAAGUCUCAAUAAAAAUGUCAACUCAUCUUCAGAGGAUAACAUAACGCAUAAGGGUGGUAAAAGUAUUGUCCCUGAGAGCAGACCAGAAGCUUCUGUAACUGAUUGGCAGAGAACUUGUCUGGAUGAGGUCGCUGUAGUGUCUUCACAAUGCACAAAGUCUGUUGGAAGUUAUCAGAAUUUUUGUGCUGCACAUUUAUUGGUCUGCAGAAUACUUUAUGAGUCAUGCAUGCAAGUAAUGUGGAAUGCUGUCUGUUAUGACCUCACAGCAGAUUAUGCAUCUGCAUGGAGAAAGAGAAAGCGCUGGUCUGAUCCCCGGGAUAUGGUGAAAUCAAGUACAUUUUUGGAUUCUUCACUUGUCCGAUACCCAGAUCCACAUACUGAAGCUUUACCACGAGUUGAAUCCUCUGGUCAUGACAUUGAUUGCCCACCAGGUUUUGAGCAGCAAGGAAACUCUGGUUGUGAAAUCGAUUACCCCCCUGGUUAUGAACAGGCUAUGGAGAUACGGGAUGUACGUUCAAUUUCACGACCACAGUAUUUGCCUACUGCUGAUGAAAAAGUAUCAUGUAAAGGCAGCAUCUUAUUAGAGAACAAAUUUUCUGAUGAAAUAGGAUCUAUCCAUGAGAGCGUAUUGAAUGAUCUGCAUCUCUCUGUCAAAAUCACAUUGGAAAAUCAUUUCAUGGACCUCUUGGAUGAGGAAGUGGGUAAAAUUGCUGAUGACUGCUCAAAGGAUGUCCAGAUGAAUAAGGUCGCGGAGAAUUAUAGAUUCUAUAAUGAUGGUGAUCUUGAGAUUUGCAAUCCAUUAACAGGACCAUUGAAUGAUAACACAAUUACUAGUAAUGAGUUUUCCAUCUCAGGUGUAUUGUUGAGUUCAUUUCAGAAGUUGCCUAUCCACUUAGAAGAUGAAGGUGUCGAUGAGCUGCAACCACCCGACUCUAGAAUGUCACUUCCUGUACAAACCUCAACACUUGUAUCCUUUAGGCAUCACGAUUGUGUUCCAAAGGUCGUGUGGCAUAGUGCCCUGGCAAUUUGUCGGCAAAAGAUACAUGAGAAUGUGCUGAGAGAAGUGAGGCUAUUUAUUGAUGGUACAAUUAAAAGACUUCUUAAGGCUCUGUUUUCUGGAAAGAAAUCUGAAGGCUCUCAGAUCUCAAAGAUUAAGAAAGGCAAAAAGAAACCUGAUAAACUUGCCUCAGUUAGAAAUCAGGUGGAGAUAUCUCCUGACACAUCUUUGACCACCAGCAGAUAUACGCAUUGCCACAAGAACAGGUUUGAUAAGAGAAAAUCAGACACCUUAUCUCAGUGUUUGACCAGCAAGGGUGUUGCGUCUAAAAAACAUAAAUCAAAGAGCCAACAUCCUUCCAGUGAGGCAUUGGAGAUUGCUAAGCAUGGAAAACCAGUUGUGAAGUCGAAAGAAACUCGACUGGCUAGAUCUGACAGCAAAUCGCUUCAAAACUACUCAUCAUCUCAUGCCAAGACUAACGAGAAUUCAGACGAGGUUAUUACUAUCACCAAAGGGUGUGAAAAUCAUGCAAGCGGCACCAAACGGAAGGCCCCUAUACUCUCUGAAAAUGCUUUUAGUGCUGAUAAUACUCAUAAGUUGAACAGGGUUUCCCAAAAACAAGAAGUGCAAAUUAUUUCAAAAGGGACACAGAAAUCAACCAAGUUAGUGAAGCUGCAAAGAAAUCGACCAAAAGAUGAUGUGCCCUUGGAAAAAGUUCAGAUUGUUCCUGUUGCUUCUUCUGAUCAAGCAACAAAUGAGGUUUUUGUACAAAAUAAAGGCAGUGGUAAAUCCAGGAAAACAAAACGGUGCCCUCGAUCAGAUGGGUGUGCUCGCACCUCCAUUAAUGGUUGGGAAUGGCAUAAAUGGUCACUGACUGCAACUCCUGCUGAAAGGAUUCGUGUAAGAGGGAGUGGCUGUGUCCAUGUUCAUUCUGUCAAUCAUGAUGGAAGUAGUUCUCAAUCCUCAAAUGUUAAAGGAAUAUCUGCCAGAACAAACCGGGUUAAAAUGCGUAACCUUCUUGCUGCUGCAGAGGGUGCUGAUAUUUUGAAAGCAACUCAAUUGAAGGCAAGGAAAAAACGUCUGCGUUUUCAGCGUAGUAAAAUACACGACUGGGGUCUUGUAGCUUUAGAGCCAAUUGAGGCCGAGGAGUUGGUGAUCGAAUAUGUUGGAGAACUUAUUCGCCCCAGUGUAUCUGAUAUAAGGGAAUGCUAUUAUGAAAAGACAGGGAUUGGUAGCAGUUACCUCUUCAGACUGGAUGAUGGUUAUGUUGUGGAUGCAACAAAGCGUGGGGGUGUUGCUAGAUUCAUCAAUCAUUCUUGUGAGCCUAACUGCUACACAAAGGUCAUAAGUGUUGAGGGUCAGAAAAAGAUCUUUAUAUAUGCCAAGCGGCAUAUUGCUGCUGGUGAUGAAAUUACUUACAAUUACAAAUUCCCAUUGGAAGAGAAAAAGAUCCCUUGCAACUGUGGUUCUAAGAGGUGCCGCGGCUCAAUGAACUGAGUUUUUUGGUGGAUGCAUUUUCCGCAUCAUCUUCAUCACCAUCACCUUAGCACCAAAUAUGUUGGGGUUACCUGUGGUUCUGUAAUUGUGCCAAUUAAUAUGAUGUGAUCUAACCAUUUCCAAAUGUAAAGGAUGAUGAUGAAUACCUGUUCCUAUUCAAAUACUUGUAGAUAUCUCAGUGGCAGAUGAGUAGCCCCUCUUAAGAACUGAAACUCGGGUGUCCAUAUUUAUUUUUAUUUUAUGCCUUUUGUUAUUAAACCUCCAUUCUUUUGUUAUUAUAAUUAUAGCAUACAAUUAUCUCAUUGACCAAAUUCUUAUUUGCAGUACGUAUGCUGUAUAGAUAAUGAUGUGUUCUUAUCUGAUUCAACUCCAGAACCCCAGUGAAUGCUGUCAAUUUGUUUGCUUAUAGAUAGAUCGCUACCUCCGUCCUUAUCUAAAGUUUCUGUUUCUUAUUUUGUGGUAUUGAAUGGGCAUCGUUGCCCAUUUUUAUCUACGAUUGUAUUUAUAAAGCCUAUAAUGAAUCGUUGUAUGCACUAAAACAGUUUGUUCACUUGACAGUCAAUGUACAUAAAUUAUGACAUAAAAGUCAUUGCAUAAACUUCAAGUAAGGGCGGAGGAAGUUGUGAAUCAUUGUAUGAUUAUUAGCCAUAGUAACAUUUUAUAUAUAUCUCGACAAAAGUGUUCAAACUGACUAGGCAUCUAAAUUUUCCGUUUUAAGUUGAUAUGUUCGAAGUCCAAGCAAAGCCACCUAUUCAAGGUAUCAAUAGCAGUUGGUCUAACAGUUGAAUAGAUUUCAAUUCACGGAAAAUGAUGAUCAGAAUGGAUUUGAUACCUAGUCUGAGUGAAGGACGCCCCUUUUUGUAAAAAUGAGUCUCUUGAAACACAUCAUCUGGACAAAAAACGGUAUUUAGGUGAGAAUUGCGGAAAUGUAUUUAACAAAUUGGUUUAAAUUCAGAUGCUAUAUUUAGGUUAUUUGCAUGAGGCAGAAGAGAUAAUGGUAUCAUACCAAUUCCAACUAUUACUGUCGCAGGAAGCAUUGAAGUAGUGUGCGAACUGCUAGGUGGAUGUUUUUGAAGCUUUUCUGGUAUGUCCUUUUUCUAAUGUCUUAAUAGUCACCAUUAGGGGUUGAUUACUUUUUUCCAUUAUAUCUUGUCUGAACUAAAAUGUCUACUUAGUAAGGGUCUUGGUAUUAGAAGUUUAAAGUUGUUUACUUUUGUGCUGAGUAAAUUAUCUAAAUUGGGCAGAUAACCAAUUUAAGGUUGGGUCUUUGUCUAAGAAGUUGUUAACGUUGUAUGCUAAGUAAACAGUGUAAACUGGGCAAAUAACCAAUUGAAGGUUUUUAGCUACCUGUCGUCUUUUAUUAACACAUUUAUUCCAAAACGUAUUUCCUCAAAAAAUGGGUGAGUAGACUUUUAAAUCAUGAGAUAUAUCAGGAUUGAACCAUUGAGUUGGAUUUUGUUUGAAUGAGUAAUUUGUUUUCUCAAUUAUGUCAUAAACAUAUGUGAUUGAUGGACGAACAAUUCACUAACUUCUCAUGUACAUGCUAUAAAGGGUGAAAACAAUUGGUAUAUUAAUCCUUUGAGACAAAGUACGAAUGAUGUUUGGGAACGGAAAUAUGAAAUGCACGUCCCAUUCAUGAAGUAGCAAUUAUUGUUUUAGGAUUCAUGAAAUAAGGGUGAUGUUCUUUGCAUGAAUGGACAAUGGCACUUUUUGCGUCAAAAUGGUACUACCUCAGUCCCAGCCUAAAAAUUUUAUGAUAAAAUGACACGUUACUUAGACAACAAUUACAUAAAGUGAUACGAGUAUAUUUUGAAAAAUAUUUUUUAUGAGUAUAUAAUAUAAUGAGGUCAUUGAUGAUAACGGUAAUGUUAUAGAUGUAUUAUUUUUAAUAUUUGACCAUCAAAUUAUCAUUUAUGAGUGUUAAUCAAGUUAUCAAUAUUUUUAAGAGUUAUUAAUAGAAAUGAUAAUCUUUAAGAGUGAAGUGCGGACAAGUGUUGCCCUUUAAAAUGAGGCGUGGUGUUCUUUUUGUUACAAUCGUGCACAAUCAUUUUUUAGGGAAAAGAGGCAAAUAAGCCCACGUACUAACCAAAAGAGUCAAAUAAGCCCUUAUAUUGAAGGCUCCGUCCACCGUCGCCAUUUGGGGAGGUUCCCAGUAUAAUUUUUUGAUGAAUUUUUUUUAGCGCCGUAUUCAUUAAGUCUAGUUUAGUCACACCAAAUUUCAG
Messenger RNA from Cuscuta epithymum, 5988 nucleotides. The record is from the annotation of a GenBank genome assembly. NCBI's taxonomy places the organism in Eukaryota, Viridiplantae, Streptophyta, Magnoliopsida, Solanales, Convolvulaceae.